GUGCGGGUGACUGGGAGAUGGGAGAGAGAGCAGAAGAGGGUUGAGGGGUGUGAGAUUUAGCAGCUGGAGUGGCAUAGGGGGACAACCAAAAAAAAAAGCCCUUGGAUAAAUUAUAUCUACAUUCUCAUCCAACAAAUCGUCACGAUGCAUUUGGAAAUGUUGCUUGUGCUGGCCUGGGCAUUGUUCGUUCCUGUAACGAACAGCAAAAAAACUUAUGGUGACAUGUUCCCUCACAAACACAAACUCCCUAUUCCAUUCCCAAUCCCUGGAUGGGAACCCGACACGAACCCUUGGGACGAAUCUCUGUACCCCCCCUUCAAACAGCAGCUGAAUCGCAGACAUGAUAAACCACCGAGGGUGCGCCUCACGAGCGACAGCCCAGCAAUGAAUGGCUCAUGCAUCUCGUUCACUGCAGCUCUGGAGUUUCCACCAUGCCAGAAGGAGGACAGCACUGGCAACCUGGUGUAUGAUGAGCACUGUGACGACGGUAUGAUGGAGGCCUCAGCCAAUGGACAGGUGCCUUCAGGAUACGUGUUUAACUGGACAUCCUGGUUGGAUGACUAUGGCUUUGGAAAGUGUACAGAUCUGAAGAGGUGCAAUGUUUUCCCUGAUGGAAAGCCUUUUCCUCAGAGCAAUGACUGGAGACGUAGAGGCUAUGUGUAUGUGUGGCACACCAUGGGCCAGUAUUUUGAGACAUGUGAUGGCUCCUCCUCCCAUCUGACCCUGAACACCACUAACAUGACGUUUGGAGCUGGUGUGAUGGAGGUGAUGGUGUACCGUAAACGUGAGCGCAGGAAGUACAGCCCACUCUCUGCGGACAGUACCGUAUUCUUCAUAACAGAUAAGAUUCCACUCUCCGUGAACAUUUCCCAGAAGCAUCCAGCCAGCAUAACUGACAAAAACGUCUUUGUCAGAGGGUCAGAUGUGAUUUUCAACGUCCAGAUCCACGACCCAAGCAACUAUCUGAAGACAGCUGAUGCGGUAGACUUCAUUUGGGACUUUUGGGAUGGCAACCAGUUGGUCACCCACAGCAAUGUGGCAACCCAUGCGUACAACACUCUUGGAAAUAUUACAGUCAAGCUCCUCGUGGAGGCAUCGUUCCGUGUGCCCUGCCCACCACCGACUCCAACACCAAUGCACUUUACACAAGCUCAUACCACGGAGAUGCCUACAUUACCGUCUGGCACUCACGCAUUCACUAGCAAAAUGGAGACCACCAAGGCUCCCAUCAUCACCAAUCCUUCACCAACUACCACUCCUCGAGUCUCUACAACUGCUGUCCCAACAACCGAACCAUUCCAAACCGAUUCAGAGGUGACGUCUAUUACAGCAACCACUGUGCCUGAGGCCAGUCCCACCUAUAAGCAGCCCACCUCACCCCCGAUGAUCAAACACACACAUUUCAAGGAAUCAGACUGUUUCCGCCAUAUGUAUGGCUCCUUUGAAGGCGAGAUCAUCAUCAUCGAACCUCCUCUAGCUCUGCAGAACCUGCCAGCCAAUCAGAUUUUAAAGGUGUCAGCUGACAAAGUGACCAACACAUCUGUAAACUUCAUGGUGACUUGCUCAGGCAGUGUUCCCUCAGUGGCCUGCACCAUAGUGGCCAACUCCGCCUGUCGGGAGGUCAAGAAUAUCGUGUGUGAGGACGUGGCUCCUUACGGCGAAGGAUGCAAGAUCAGCUUGACACGCAUUUUCCAAACGCCGGGCAAUUACUGUGUUAACAUCACGUUGGGUCUGCCUGGAGGCUUGGCUCUUGCCACCACCACCUCAGUUACAAUUGGCAACAGCCCUAACAUAAGUCAGUUUUGAGAAUUGUAGUCAAUUUUGUCUGU
Messenger RNA from Sinocyclocheilus rhinocerous, 1829 nucleotides. RefSeq names its product protein QNR-71-like. The record is from RefSeq and is a predicted model, not a curated record. Gene Ontology annotation, cellular component: plasma membrane. Gene Ontology annotation, molecular function: integrin binding. The transcript is spliced from 10 exons. Gene Ontology annotation, biological process: cell adhesion. NCBI's taxonomy places the organism in Eukaryota, Metazoa, Chordata, Actinopteri, Cypriniformes, Cyprinidae. Bases 145 to 1806 code for a protein of 553 amino acids.